Molecule: messenger RNA, 552 nt
Organism: Gregarina niphandrodes
Lineage: Eukaryota; Apicomplexa; Conoidasida; Eugregarinorida; Gregarinidae
Exons: 2
Coding region: 1-552 (183 amino acids)
Source: RefSeq, a predicted model, not a curated record
AUGUUGCUCACCAACCACUGGGCGCUUGUUGCGCUGCUGCUGGGUGCGCGGACCAUCAGCACCGACAGGUUUACUUGGACACUUUCCAGACAGUGCAACAUGAUCGACGCCAGCAACUACUGCAACGAGUACUACAACAGUUUUGAUGCGCCGCUAAAAAGUGACCUGUGCCUCAGAGCCAGCAGCUCGGAGUGCACCAUAAGUUACAGCACGACGCUGAAUUUCGAAAGGACCGAGAUGUGCACCCACGGGCCUUACCUGUGGAUUGACUUGGCAAUGGGCAAUCUGUGGAGGCUGGGAAAGCAUGAGCCGGCUCAGCUGUUCGCAGUAUCCGCCAACCUAGUAGACUGCGGUAACUAUACAGUAGCCAGCAUUACCGAUCCACUAGCUUCGUGGUGCACCAAGCCACAGAAUGUAGUUUUCCAUCCGGCAACGUUCUACGACAUCAAUCAUCUCAAAAUUCCGAAUGCCAUAAGACUUAAUCAGAGCAUCUACCUAGUCAUCAUGAGCCCCUCAGAACCCCAAGACUGUUGGAUCAGCGUUACCAAGUAA